Molecule: messenger RNA, 2195 nt
Organism: Geodia barretti
Lineage: Eukaryota; Metazoa; Porifera; Demospongiae; Tetractinellida; Geodiidae
Source: the annotation of a GenBank genome assembly
AGCUUCUAGUUCCGUUCCCAGUCUCGGGAACAGUACAGCAUGGGCCUUCAGCGUGUAAGAAUUAUCGAAAAAUGAGAAGUAGUGUGUUUGAGAGAUGCUUACCGCACCCCACUUUGCUGAGUGGGUCUUGGGCCAGACAGGCAUCCAAUAUGGCGUCUGACACCUGAUCACAGAUCUUGUCUGUCAAAUCGGAGGGGAGGGAGAGAGACAAAGACAUCGAACAGCACAAUGUAUUGUCACAGAAACAUUCACAUGUAUUGUACAGGGUGACCUAGUGUAAGAAAGUCGCGAAGUAAUAGACAAGCAGACAUACAUACAAUAGAUAUCUGGACCCAGCAAAAUAGAGAGAGAGGGAAGUCAGAAGAAAUUAACAACAGUCACAAAACAGCUUAUUCCAGGUGUGCAGACCUAUCAACAGCAUGAAAUCAUGCUCAGCUACAGAGACAGAGAGACAAAAUUGGAGAGCGUUGCCUAGAUUUUUCCACCUGGAUGUCCUUCCCCUACGCUCUCUGAUGUAAACAGAAACGUCUCUCCAUUUCCAGCCGCCAUUACUGGUCGACUCGCUCGCUCAGGACGCCGACCACACUACACGCAGUAUACGCACCUGGCGCUACAAGAAUUCCAGAAGUAAUUAGCUCUGCACACACAUUAUAAACGCUGCCAGCCUCGAAACCUAAUAACUCCUGGCAGCGAGAACAAAAGUUAUUCCGGCAAAAACUUACGAAAGGAAGGCGAAGUCGCAACAAUCCACAAAGCCAACGCCUCAGAGGCAUAAGCGCUAGACUACCGCAAAGCGACGCCUCGGGCAGACUACCGCGUCAAGAACCCCGCAAAAAAACGAGCGCAACUGCAGUUUUCGUUGUACAGGGCUCACCCGCAUGUCCCUCUCCCACGCUCUCGGAGGUGAAGAGAAAGGUAUCCAGACAUGCUCGCUUCCCGGGCCUCUCCGCAGCCAUUUCUGUCUUAGUGCCACAGCAACCAGCAGCGGUAGAGUAAGGUUUAGCCAAAUCCUUCCAAACGGCCUUUCGACUCGAGACUUUCAGAGCCGUGUGCAGUGUUCACUCGAUCGCGCUAUACGGCCACGUGGUUUGGGCCGAAAAGGUCAAUUUUUCCGCGCGCGCCGCCAGUUACAAAGAUGACGGAUUUCCCUGAUUUAUGGAGUGGAAGGUCUGGCAGAGUUCUGUUGCUAGACGGAGGACUGGCUACUGAAUUAGAGAGAAGAGGACACACAAUUUCUGCAGAUCCACUCUGGAGUGCGAGACUUUUGCACUCUGACCCCGAGGCCAUCCUGAACGUUCACAAGAGCUACUUAGAGAGUGGAGCUGAUGUCCUCAUUACAGCUUCAUAUCAGGCCAGUUUGGAGGGAUUCCGCAAGGAGCUAGGGGUCAGUGAGGUUGAAGCUCGUGAUCUGAUUGGUCGAAGUGUGACGUUGGCCAGGGAGGCCAGGAGCCAGUUCAUCUCUGAGAAUCCAGUUGGUAGAGAGGUGCAGAUAGCUGGAUCAGUGGGUCCCUAUGGAGCCUGCCAACACGAUGGGUCAGAGUACACCGGAGACUACGUGGAUCACAUGACACAACAGGAGUUGGAGGUGUGGCACAGACCUCGCCUGAGGACUCUGGUGGAGUGUGGAGUGGAUCUGGUUGCCUGUGAGACACUACCUGCACUCACUGAGGCUCUGGCCCUCGUCCAUCUCCUGACUACUGAGUUUACUGACACUAGGGCAUGGAUUAGCUUCUCUUGUCGGAAUGGAACGGAGACCUGUCACGGGGAGGAGUUCCGACAGGCAGUGAAGACAGUGAUGGGUGUGGCCAGAGAGAGAGGGAAGAGAGCCGGUAAUCAGCAGAUUGUGGCUGUAGGUGUCAACUGUUCUGACCCAAACUACAUCCAGCCUCUACUGAAGAGUUGUGGAGAUUGUCCAGAGACUGGGUUUGUAGUCUACCCCAACAGUGGAGAAGACUGGGACACCACCCACCACUGCUGGACUGGGGAGACCAGAGAUAUCUCUUCUGAGGCUGGGAAAUGGAUGGAACUCGGAGCAACAUACAUUGGGGGUUGCUGCAGAGUUGGUCCUGAAGACAUCAAAUCUCUGAGAAAUACAGUUGACCUCUUCAUGAUCAAUCAGAACGUUUCAGCAACACACAAACUUUCAUGACGCUGUAGGAACACAUAUCUAUGCGCAUGCGCAAAGUAGAAAUACU